GGUUCUUCACUCUCUUCCUCCUCUCCCUCCCUCCGUGGGUCAGCGUGGGCGGCCCCGUGUGGCAGGAGGAGAGAGAAACACGACACCCCGGCGGAGGAAGGGGGGGAUGAGAGAACACGAAGUGACUGAGUGAGUGGAAAAAGAAAAACUCCGAGCCGGAGGAAGAGGGGGCAGACAGACAGAGGAGCGACUUGGUCUUCGGUACUUUUCUUCCUCCCUGAUGUGCCGCUGCUGCUGCGGGGACGAUGGCGCGGAGGAGCGCUUGAGCCACGCCACAUCGCUGCAACAAACUAGAUGAAUUUUUCUGAACUGCUCGCAUUCCAUUGCCUCAACACCUUCCAACGACAGCGUGACUCCUCCAAACUUUGACCUGCGCCAUUCAGACCCGCUCGACUGGAUUUCCCCACUAGAGGCUCGGGGCAACUUUUAAUACAAACCCUGAAGUAGAAACUUGAUUUCCUUGGGAUAAACUUUUUAAAACAAACGUAGAUCAUAACAGCUAAUCUCAUAUCACAAGUUAGAGUCUGAUUUUUUUUAUUUUUAUUUAUUUUGUUUAACUUUCCGGCCGAGCUCCUCUCGAUCGGGUCAGGUUCCUCCGAACGAGCCGCUCGUGAGAACAACAUCGGAGGGAGGAGUGGGGUGCCGUUGCUAGCGGGGCUAAAGGCUAACCAACAUCUAAAGUUACCAGUCGACGUGAAAAGUCACCCAAGCGGCUCGUCCAAGACGCCAACAAAGAUGAAAACCCCGGUAGAAUCGGGGUUCGCCUUCCCUGAGUGGGCCUAUAAACCAGAGUCCAGCCCAGGCUCCCGGCAGAUCCAGCUGUGGCAUUUCAUCCUGGAGCUCCUGAGGAAGGAGGAGUACCACGAUGUCAUUGCCUGGCAGGGAGAUUACGGCGAGUUUGUGAUCAAAGACCCAGACGAGGUGGCUCGCUUGUGGGGGGCAAGGAAGUGCAAACCUCAGAUGAACUACGACAAGCUCAGCCGAGCACUAAGAUACUACUACAACAAGAGGAUUCUCCACAAGACCAAAGGGAAGAGGUUCACCUAUAAGUUCAACUUCAACAAACUCGUGCUUGUCAAUUACCCCUUCAUCGACAUGGGCUCUGGUCGGGGAGUCCCCCAGAGCGCCCCGCCUGUACCAACUGGAGGAACCCACUUCCGCUUUCCCCCGUCCACGCCGUCAGAGGUGCUGUCGUCCAGCGAGGAGCUGCGUAGUCCGGGCAUCUUCAGCGGCGUGGCCCGCCGCAUGGCCCGCGGCUCGGUGAGCGACUGCAGUGACGGCACCUCCACCAACUCGGAGCUGGAGGAGGCCGUGGGGUCUGACGAAAGAGCUGUGGGGCCCGACAGGGCCUUCAGGGGUCUGCUGCCCCCUCGCCUGCCGCACGAUUCUUUGUUUAGGGUUUUUGGGGGGUCUCAAAACCCAGCAGGACUGCACAGACCGGCACACAGGGUUCACCCAGAUCCUCUGUCCCCUUUCCCCGUCUCCCCAUUGCCCGGCCCAGGAAGCCUCCUGUCCCCAUCUUUAUCAAUGACCCCCACCCCCCACCUGGCCUACACCCCCUCUCCCUCCCUCUCGUCCCCCAUGAUGGGCUCCCACUUCUCCUUCAACCCGGAGGACAUGAAGCACUACUUGCAGGCCCACACCCAGUCCGUCUACAACUACCACCUCAGCCCCCGAGCUUUCCUGCAUUACCCCAACAUCAUCGUCCCUCAGCCCCACCGCCCCACCCCCGAGAAAGCCACCGCACACCACCUCCACGCCCCCGCCUUGCAGCUCUCCCACCCACUCAGUCAGCAUCCGGUGGGCGCAGAGGAGGGUCAGCAGCACCCGUCGCCGUUCAAGUUCAAGCUGCAGCCCCCUCCCCUCGGGCGCAAGCAGAGGGAGGCAGGAAGCUCCUUGGCAGCGUCCUCUUCCUCCUCUUCCUCCAUCCACACAUCCUCACUUGUGGGUUCUGGUCAGAUGAGUAAUUCCGUCAUAGCAGGAGGCCCCCCUAAGAUCAAGGUGGAGCCCAUGUCAGACAUGUCAGAAGAAGACGUAGAGGUGACGGACCUCAGUGAGGAGGAGGAGCUGAAUCACAACAACGAGGAGGAAGAAGGUGACUUUGGAACCCCCACAGCCUGCCGCCGCCAUCUUUACCCGAACAGCAACCACCACAUGAACGGAGGAGUCAGCUGCUCCUCUGCUGCUCUUCCUCCAUCCAAUCACCCUGACGAUGACGACGACGAGGAGGUCUUCAAGACGCCCGCCACUCCCCCAAUCGGGAGUAGCCCCGCCUUCCCCCUCAUCACCACCAUGAAGAGCGAGCCGGGUCAGCCCCCCAUCAGCCCCGGGGGCACACGCUGCAUCCCGCUCAAACUCCGCUUCAAGCGGCGCUGGAGCGAAGACCAGAGGAUGGAGGCGGACGGAGAGAGGGACGAGGCGGAGGACAAGAAAGUUAAGGCUGAAGGCCAGGACGAGGUGGACGGGAGGAGGGAUGGGGAGGACGAGAACAGAGGAGGGCGGGACGGGAUCCUGGGGCUGAUGCUGCCCCCCGCUCCCACCCAGCGCAGAUCCAGUUCUGAGCUGCAGAGGGCGACGGCGCAGCUGUCCCUGGAGAACGCCGGCUGCUGAGUGUCGCUCACAUCCAGGAAACACCUCGGGAAGUUCCUCCGGUGUUUCCGGCGGAGCGCGGCGCCUCCGCAGCUCUGGCCAGCUGCAGUAGAUGUAGCAGGUUCUCGUUCAGCGCAGCUUCAGGGCUGAAACGGACACAAACUUUGGUUCUUGGCGUGUCAUAGGCAGGAAACUACUUUAUUGUGCAAUAAUUAAAGGAGCUGUCUGGCACUCUUUACUGACCUCACAGCCGCGUGCACACGCUCCUGAAAUUACUUACCGAACAAAAUAAUUUCCUGCGUAUGACACAAGUUUCCAGGAAACUAAAAGAAAAAAAAAUCUAAAUUUAAUCUUUCAGGUUUUGCUACUUCUGCAGAAUCUGUUGGUCAGUACUGUCAGCGAGCAGCUGCUCGGCGCUCAUGAAAUACGGCUGCCGUGCACGGACUCUCUGCUGGAUCUGCUUUGACUUUAACACUAACAGAUGACCAGACUUGGAUUGUGCUGUCAUUCAGGCCUCGUUAGACAAGCCCCACGGAGGCGGAGGCGGCCUCCAGUGGGUCAACAUCUCGUCUGAAACGGCUAAACCGACCUUCAGAGCAGAGGUGAAUGUCUGGGAAACUCCGGUGUGAGUCUCCAGCUCUUGGGUGGACCAUCCUGAUGUUACUAAAGACUUGACAGUCCUGAUAGAGAUUACAGAAGUGCCUCCUGUGUGCAGCCUGAAGAGCGCUGUCACAACUCAAGGAGGUCGUCCGUGAUUGGACAGAAACGGCUCCGGCUCUGUCACUACAGUGUAUAAAGACGUCCUUUUCAUGGACAGGUGAGCUACGAACAAGGAGAUGGAAGAACUGUCCUCGACUCGGAGAAACAAGAGCAACACCAGCUGCCCCGCCUUUUCGUGUCUUCACACGACCUUUGAGGGGCGCUUCGCCCUUAAACUUAAAGAUCUUACAUUCCUCUUUUGUUUUUGUUCUUUUGGACGUGUUCGACUCUGGAGGCAGUAUUGAAGAGCAUUUGCAGUGAUCCGAAGGCCUUCUUCUGUAUUUUGGAUUGAAUCACCAAACGUGUUCAUGUGAUGUUUUGAGAAGCAAAGUGAUUAGUCUAGAAGAGAGCGGGAGUCAUGUCACGAAUGCGGAGCCUCAAGGUUCGCUUCACUCACAUGGAAAAGAGAACUUUUAUUUUUAUGACCUUUUAUUUGUGCGUUUUUAACCAUAGAGGAGACUGUGCCUUUUUCUAAGCCAACAUGUGUUUUUAUUAGAAAGCCCCAGCUAAAUGUAUUAGACUAAACCACCAUGCCUUCAGCUUUUUUAACCACGAAAUCAGAUCAUUUACAAACAAAAGAAACAUAACUAUAUAUUCGAAUGUUAUAUUUCAAUACGGUCAUUUGAUACAAAUCAGGAGAGUCCUAUUUUUGACGGUAAAGAUGUGUAUAUAUUCUAUUGUUAGCAGUAUAAUUCCGCCUUCGCCUUGUGCUGAGCGGCGCGCCGUGUCCACAGAGGCCACCAGUAUCAGAGUUUAUAUUUAUAUUGUAAAAUAAAUGUAACGCGUGCUUUCAGAGGAGCGAGGGCGUGAUGGAGCGAGGUGGACUUUAAUUUACAUUGCGAGCAGCCGUGUUUGCGGUGGGGUGGGGUUCGGCUCCUUCCUGGCGCUCAAUCCAAAGUCCCGCAGUGUGGUUGAACCCAGAUCUGCUGAGGAUCCAGGAGCCAGAGUUUGCGACGGGAGGACAGGUUUCGGCAGAUACGCCUGGACUUUGGGUUGUGUGUGUUUGUGUGCGGCACACGCUGUCCUGGUUAGAGCGAGGCUUUUCUGCGGCUGCAAUAAAGGGAAACAUGACAUCACGGGUGACAUCAGCCGCCCCCGCAGUCUCUCAAGAGUAGAAGGCCUAACCAAAGAAACUACACCCACCACACACAAACACACACACACAGAGGAAACGGCAUCACAAAACCUCAACAGCAAUGAGGGACUUCCCAAACGCGCUCGUGUGUGUUUGUGCGUGUGUGGUUGAGCCUUCUGCACACAAACCUUCAUCUAGGCUGGAUGCUCUAAGCGGCUGAUUUAUUGUCGUCUCCUUUAAAUCCUCCUUUUCCCUCAGCAGACAGACGUAGCUCUUUGGUCCCGAUCAGAGCAGGUUUUCACCGUCUGCUGAGGAAGAGAUAAGAAAGCACCUGAGCUCUUCAACCAGUGCUGCCUUUACCUGUUGUGGCUUCAAACUCAUGUUUUUUUCUGUUCAGAUGUUUUAUCGUUUCCCUGUAAUUAUAUUCUUAAACUAUCUUUUCGAUUAGGCCUGGCCUCUUCUCCUUGAAUUCCUGCUUUCUUGUGAUCUCUUGUGCCAGUUUGCACUCAUGAGCUCGGCUUUGGUGCAGUUUUUCCCUUUUGUACUCGUGCUUAUUUUGUAAUUGUUCCAGCAGAAAAACGGAGGGCCAAGUAAUGCCUACAUACAGCCGGGGGUUACAGGUUUCAGUUUUUUUUUUUUUUUUUUUUUUUACUUGUGUACAUAUAUUUUUGCCAUUAUGCAGGAUUAUGUAAGAGAGAAAAAAAAAACAUUGUACUUGUUUUGUUAUUUGACAUGUGCCCCCCUCCCUUUCCUAUCUCUAAUCUGUUUCUGGUCUUCUCUUGUGUUCACUCCUUUAGUGAGCUUUCACUCCAGAAGACACUUUGUACCAUUCUUCUGUUUUCCUUCUAUAUCUGUUCAUCUUCAUUUGUAAUUCAACAGUAAUCAGGGUUCAUUAAAAAAAAGGUGGAAAUGUU
Messenger RNA from Oryzias melastigma (Indian medaka), 5337 nucleotides. RefSeq names its product Ets2 repressor factor (gene erf). Lineage: Eukaryota; Metazoa; Chordata; Actinopteri; Beloniformes; Adrianichthyidae. The coding region runs from base 736 to 2610 and encodes 624 amino acids. The record is from RefSeq and is a predicted model, not a curated record. Gene Ontology annotation, cellular component: nucleus. The transcript has 5 exons. Gene Ontology annotation, biological process: cell differentiation; regulation of transcription by RNA polymerase II. Gene Ontology annotation, molecular function: sequence-specific DNA binding; DNA-binding transcription factor activity, RNA polymerase II-specific.